AAAGGCAAAGCCUGCAAGAACUUGGAACACUACAAUGGAAGAGCCAUUUCUUCUAAGAGAGGAGGAGUUAGUUCCCGUUAAAACGACAUGGCAAAGAGGUCAGCUUACCGACGAGCUAAAGAAAGUGGGCCGCUUAGCUGCUCCUAUGGCCACCGUGACCAUUGCUCAAUACCUAUUGCCUGUCAUAUCAGUUAUGAUCGCCGGCCACAAAGGCGUUCAGCUCUCCGGCGUCGCUCUUGCCACCUCCUUCACAAAUGUCUCCGGUUUCAGUAUUAUGGUAAUAACUAUUGGGGCAUUGGACACCCUUUGUGGUCAAGCUUAUGGAGCCAAAGAAUACGAGAAACUCGGAACGUACACAUACUCUGCCAUUGCCUCCAAUAUCCCAAUCUGUAUCCUCAUAUCAAUUAUUUGGAUUUACAUGGACAAGCUCUUGAUCUCUCUUGGACAAGACCCUGACAUCUCCAGAGUCGCUGGCUCCUACGCCUUUUGGCUCAUACCGGCUUUGUUCGGACAUGCUAUUGUUAUACCAGUAACUCGGUUUCUGCUGACGCAAGGGUUGGUUGUUCCUCUUCUCUACUGUGCCCUAACCACCCUUUUGUUCCACAUCCCGGUUUGCUGGAGUUUGGUUUCCGUGUUUGGUCUUGGAAGCAAUGGAGCUGCUUUGGCUAUGAGUGUGUCUUUCUGGUUUUACGCUGUGAUACUCGCAUGCUACGUGAGAUUCUCCACCUCUUGUGAGAAGACUCGCUCCUUUGUAUCCGAUGAUUUCGUGUCUUGUGUCAAACAGUUCUUCCAUUUCGGGGUCCCAUCAGCAGCAAUGGUGUGCCUAGAAUGGUGGCUAUUUGAGCUGCUCAUACUCUCCUCAGGACUACUCCCAAACCCUAAACUCGAGACCUCUGUGCUUUCAAUAUGCCUUACAACAGGAACUUUGCAUUAUGUAAUUUCAUCUGGAAUUGCGGCAGGUGUGAGCACACGCGUGUCAAACAAUUUGGGAGCUGGGAGUCCUGAAGUUGCUAGGGUAUCAGUAAUGGCAGGGCUUUGUUUCUGGCUGAUGGAGUCAGUUUUCUUUAGCACACUUCUUUUCACCUGCCGGAAUAUCGUAGGCUACGCAUUCAGCAACAGCAACGAAGUAGUGGACUAUGUUGCGGAGCUAUCUCCUCUGCUGUGUCUUUCCUUCAUUCUCGAUGGAUUUACUGCAGUUCUUAACGGUGUUGCUAGGGGAAGUGGGUGGCAACACAUUGGAGCUUGGAACAACGUGGUGGCCUAUUAUCUCGUAGGAGCUCCGGUUGGACUGUACUUAGCUUUCAGACGUGGGUUUAACGGGAAAGGAUUGUGGUGCGGUGUUGUGGUUGGAUCAGCUGUGCAAGCAACUAUUCUGGCUAUAGUCACAUCUUCCAUGAAUUGGAAGGAACAGGCUGAGAAGGCAAGGAAGAGAAUAAUCUCUACUGAAAAUGGAUUAGCAUAACGAAGAAUGUUUCUAAAUUAAUUACUACACUAGAUUUUGAC
Messenger RNA from Brassica oleracea var. oleracea, 1503 nucleotides. RefSeq names its product MATE efflux family protein 5-like. Gene Ontology annotation, molecular function: xenobiotic transmembrane transporter activity; antiporter activity. The record is from RefSeq and is a predicted model, not a curated record. NCBI's taxonomy places the organism in Eukaryota, Viridiplantae, Streptophyta, Magnoliopsida, Brassicales, Brassicaceae. Gene Ontology annotation, cellular component: membrane. Gene Ontology annotation, biological process: xenobiotic detoxification by transmembrane export across the plasma membrane.